AGAGAGCGAGGCAGGGGAAGAGGGAGGGAUGAGUGGAGAGGCAGAGCAGAAGAAAGGCGAUGUCACCUCUAGCAGGAAGCCAAUGAGAGCGAGGGAGGCAGAGAGAGAGAGGGAGAGAGGGUGUGUUUUUGUAUCACUGCAGCAUCAGCACAGAGAGAGAGGAGAGGGCACAAUCAAUUUGAUAGAGAGAGGGGAAGAGAGAGAGAGCGAGGGGAAGAAAACAAGGAGGACAGAGGAAAAGGAGAAUCAACAUCCCUGAGGCCAUCUUUUAAACCUGUGGAGGGAAGACUGCAGGAGGGUGUGGACCUGAGCGAAAAAGAGAGAAAAUAGAGAGAGAGGGUGAGAGCCAAAGGAAACCAGGAGAAAAAGGUAGAAGAAAAGGAAGAGAAACUCUGGCUGAACAUCGGGCGUGACAACAGAGACGCUCGCUCGGCAGGAGUGUGUGCAGAUUGCCCUCUGUGUGCGUUUCCCGUGUGUGUUGAGCAGGUGGGACUUUGAUGGGACAGUGAGCAAUGCCUCACACUCCGCAACAUCAGGUUGGCAGUAGGGGGCGACGCCCCCAUCUCCUCCUCCUCCCUCUCUUCUCUCUCCUCCUAUCCCACGCCCCCCAGCUCAGCCAAGGAGCCAUACACAUACCUUCUAACUACCAAAUAAAUGAAUUUAAGAAACCCCCAGUGAUCACCACCCAGCCUGAGUCCAUCACUGUGUUCGGUGCAGAAGACAUCCUCCUGACCUGCGAAGCAUCAGGGAACCCUCCUCCCGAUUUCCGCUGGACUAAAGAUGGGGAAGAAUUUAUCCCUGCCAAUGACCCGGGCCUGUCGGUGUCUCCGGGUUCUGGAACCUUCAUGAAAACCGGGGUGGUGUCAGGCCCCAUGAGCCAAUACAAGGCCAAAUACAUCUGCUACGCUGAAAACGCAUUAGGAACUGCUGUGUCUAACGAGGUUCAGCUCAUCACUGAGAACACCCCGGCCCUGCAGAAAGAGCAGAAGGUGAAGAAGAAGGUGGAGGAAGGAGAGAGUGUGGUACUGAAAUGUAACCCUCCCUUCAGCACUGUUCCUCCUGUCAUCCACUGGAUGGACGAGCGAAUGCAUCACAUUGAGCUAAAUGAUCGUGUAACCCAGGGCCGGGACGGGAACCUAUACUUCUCUCACGUCACCGUCGAUGACACCCGUAUUGACUACACCUGUAACGCCCAGUACCUCAGCGCUCGCACCAUCCUCUCCAAGGAACCCAUCACCCUGACUGUUACAACCUCUAACUCAGUGGUUCGGAGCCGAAGGCCCCAGAUGAUGAGGCCCUCGGGGACCCACAGCACUUACCUCGCCCUCCGGGGCCAGAGCCUGGAGCUAGAGUGCAUCGUCCAGGGCCGCCCUACCCCUACAGUCCAGUGGGUGAGGAAGGACGGUCAGCUGUCCGAGUCCCGUACGUCCAGACAUCUGUUUGACCGUCUGCUGCGCAUCAGCAACAUCUCAGAUAGCGACGGGGGAGAGUACCAGUGUUCAGUCAACAACUCACAGGGCAAGGUCACACACACCUACACCGUUAGCGUCGAAGCGGCUCCAUACUGGACCAAGGAGCCAGUAAGCCAGCUCUAUGCCCCAGGAGAGACGGUGAAACUGGACUGUCAGGCUGAUGGCAUCCCGUCUCCUGCUGUCGCCUGGAGCAUCAACGGAAAACCCAUCACAGGCAAAGACCCAACCCCUAGGCGUACUAUGAGAGAUGGAACUGUGAUUCUGAUAGAUGUGGUCUUCACUGAUACAGCAGUCUACCAGUGUCAGGCCCACAACAAACACGGAACCAUCCUAGUCAAUACCUACAUCUUCGUCAUCGAACUGCCUCCUCAGAUCCUGAAUGCUGACGGACAGAAGUACAACUUCACAGAGGGACAGAAGGCUGUACUGCAGUGUCAGACCUUCGGCUCUCCCAGACCUAAAGUAACAUGGGAGAGGAACAGCAGCGCUUCUCUACUGGCUGAGCCCAGGGUUAACCUGCUGACCAAUGGAAACCUCCAGAUCACCAACGUCUCCCACGGCGACGAGGGCCUGUACACCUGCUCCGUUAGCAAUACCAACCUGUCAAUCAACGCUGACCUGGAUGUCAUGAACAGGACAGUGAUCCUGUCUCCUCCUGGGUCUCUGCUUGUUCAGCCUGGUAAGACGGCCAUCUUUACCUGCCUGGCACAGGUGGACCCCAAACUGACCCCUCCACACAUUCAGUGGAAGAGGAGCGGACAGGAACUCUUUCAGUCAUACGCCGAGGACAAGUACACAUUUGAGGGCCCAGACCUGAUUGUGGCCAAUGUGCAGACAGAAGACGAGGGUGUUUACACCUGUGAGGUCAUCACCAACCUGGACAGGGUUGAGGCCAGCGGGUCCAUCAUUAUAGUCGACCGUCCAGACCCCCCCACCCAGCUCCAGGUCUCUGACCCUAAGGACCGCAAUGUCACCCUGAGUUGGACCGCAGGAGAUGACCACAACAGCCCUGUCAUAGUGUUUGUGGUGGAGUUUGAAGAUGGUGACUCUAAGGAGCGGGGUUGGGAGGAGCUGAAGAGAGUCAGUGGAACUCAUGAGAGCGUGACCAUUUCUCUGCAACCAUACAUGUCCUACCGCUUCCGGGUCAUCUCCAUCAACAACAUCGGGAAGAGUGACCCCAGCAUGCCCUCUGACCUUCACAGCACCCCACCUCAAGCUCCAGACAAUAACCCAGAGAAUGUGAGGAGUGAGUCUACAGACCCAGACACCCUGGUCAUCACAUGGGAGGAGAUGGACAGGCGUGUGUUUAACGGCCCAGAGUUCCACUACAAGGUGUUCUGGAAAAGGGUGGUAGGUGACACAACCUGGUACUCUAAUGUCUCCACUGAGCCACCGUACAUCGUCACUGAAGUGGGCAACUUCUCCGCCUUUCAAAUCAAAGUUCAGGCUGCCAAUCAGAAAGGAGAGGGACCUGAGCUAGACCCUGUGACUGGUUACUCUGGAGAGGACAUCCCCCUGAAGGCUCCUCAGAAUGUGGCUAUGGUGCUGCUCAACAGUUCAGCCAUCAGGGUGACAUGGGAACCAGUGAACGAAAAGACUGUCAGAGGACACCUGCUGGGAUAUAAGAUCCACCUGCUGAGGUUUGGCUCCAGGGGCCACCACCAAGGCCGUAGGGCUAGAGAGCCAGACACCAGUGUUGAGGUGGAGACAGGGCCCAAAGAGGAGAAGAGGGUCCUGGGGGGACUCAGACCCUACUCUCACUACACCAUCACUGUCACUGUGUUCAACAGCAAGGGAGAGGGCCCCCCCUCCAAGACCCUGUCCUUUGAAACUAACGAGGGAGCUCCUGGCCCCCCGAUGUCCUUACGCCUGGACAGCCAUGCAGGCACAGAGAUGACCCUACACUGGACACCUCCUGCCCAACCCAACGGAGUUCUCAAAGGAUACCUGCUGCAGUACCAGAUCGUAAAGAGUGACAGCCCGAUGCAGGUGGAGACGAUAGACGAUCACAAGGUCACUCACCUGACCCUGAAGCAGUUGGACCCUCACAGCCGCUACCGCUUCUACCUGAGGGGGCGCACCUCGGCCGGGGACGGAGAGCCUAUCACCAGGGAGGGAGCUACCACACUGGACGGAGCUCCUCCGUCCAACAUCAGCUUGUAUGUAGGAGAGAAGUCUGUUAACCUGAGCUGGGUGCCAGGCCAGAGACAGAGGAGUGUGAGCUUCCAGGUCCAGUACCUCAACAAGCAAGACGGUGGGAAGUGGAAGCAGUCUGAGAAGCUGAACUCGUCUGCAUCAUUCUACCAGCUGAAAGGUCUGACCCCGGGGUCACAGUACCGCCUCAGAUUCACCUUCAGCAACAACACCUUCUGGGAGACUGAGAUCACCACAAAGGGAGCAGGGGUGAUGGAUGUGCAGACAGGCUUUGCUACUCAGGGCUGGUUUAUUGGGCUUGUGAGCGCCAUCGUGCUGUUGCUGCUGGUGCUGCUCAUCCUCUGCUUUAUCAAGAGAGGCAAAGGGGGAAAGUAUUCAGUCAAAGAUAAGGAGGAGGGUCAGGUAGACUCUGAGGCGCGCCCUAUGAAGGAUGAAACAUUCGGAGAGUACAGUGACAACGAGGAGAAGCGGACAGCCAGCCAGCCGUCUCUGUGUGAUGAGAGCAAACUGUGUAUCAGUGACGACAACCUGGAUGGCUAUAACAACGGUAGCAUUGCUGUCACCGAGGUGACCAUGGAAGACUCCCUGGUCAGCCAGUACAGCCGACCCAGUGAAGCCACCCCGGACCCGGGCACACUGCAGGACAGCUCCCCCCUCAAUCCCAACACCACCACCAAUGGCCUGCCCAACUCGGCUGCCAUUUUAGAUUAGGCUAGUUAGUUAGAGGUGGCCGUUUUAGAUAAUCCCAUUGCCUUAGUAACUGUUUAUCUGUUAGACCAAAAUAUCUCUGUCAACUACAGUACAACAUGUCAACAAUAUAAACAUGCCCACUGCCCACACACUCCUAGCUAUCUCUAACACAUCUAUCUAUCUAGCUAUCUACUUGACUGACUUUUCCAUUGAUAAGAUCACUGACUAUAUGAUCAAUAUACUACUGACCAUUCAGAAGCAUCUGUUAUUCUACAAUGUUAUCUAUCUAGCCAUAUACAGUAUUAUAGAUAUGUACAACAUGUUCAUUAUGAGUUCCAGGGCCUACUGGCCCUCAACACAGAGCACCAGAUUACAUCCUUACUCUUAGUCCUUAGUCCUCUCUUAUCUACUCUACUCCUCUUUUAUCCACUCGGCUCCUCUCUUAUCUACUCUAUUCCUCUCUUAUCUACUCUACUCCUCUCUAAUCUACUAUACUCCUCUCUAAUCUACUCUACUCCUCUCUUAUCUACUCUACUCCUCUCUAAUCUACUCUACUCCUCUCUUAUCUACUCUAGUCCUCUUUUAUCUACUCUACUCCUCUUUUAUCCACUCGGCUCCUCUCUUAUCUACUCUAUUCCUCUCUUAUCUACUCUACUCCUCUCUAAUCUACUCUACUCCUCUCUUAUCUACUCUAGUCCUCUUUUAUCUACUCUACUCCUCUUUUAUCCACUCGGCUCCUCUCUUAUCUACUCUAUUCCUCUCUUAUCUACUCUACUCCUCUCUAAUCUACUCUACUCCUCUCUUAUCUACUCUAGUCCUCUUUUAUCUACUCUACUCCUCUUUUAUCCACUCGGCUCCUCUCUUAUCUACUCUAUUCCUCUCUUAUCUACUCUACUCCUCUCUAAUCUACUCUACUCCUCUCUUAUAUACUCUACUCCACUCUUAUCUACUCUACUAUACUCCUCUCUACUCUUAUCUACUCUACUCCUCUUCUCCUCUCUACUCUUAUAUACUCUUCUCUACUCCUCUCUACUCUUAUCUACUCCUCUCUUAUCUACUCUACUCCUCUCUAAUCUACUCUACUCCUCUCUAAUCUACUCUACUCCUCUCUAAUCUAUUCUACUCCUCUCUAAUCUACUCUACUCCUCUCUAAUCUACUCUACUCCUCUAUUAUCUACUCUACUCCUCUCUUAUCUACUUCUCUCUUAUCUACUCUACUUUACUCAUCUUCUCCUCUCUACUCUACUCCUCUACUCUACUCCUCUCUACUCUAAUCUACUCCUCUCUACUCUAAUCUACUCAAAUUCUCUACUCUAAUCUACUCCUCUCUACUCUACUCCUCUUCUCUACUCCAAUCUACUCCUCUCUUCUAAUCUACUCCUCUCUACUCUUCUCUAUUCUAAUCUACUCUUCUCUAUUCUAAUCUACUCCUCUCUUCUCUACUCCUCUCUACUCCUCUCUUCUCUACUCCUCUCUACUCUACUGUACUCUACUCCUCUCUACUCUACUGUACUCUACUCUCGCCUUUUCACCACAAGAGUGACUUCAUUAUUGGUAUGAUAUUGUAAUUUAUAUGUAGACCUCUAGCUUUCUGUAUCUAUUCUGUCUGUCUCUUUCUACGGUGUAUUAAACUGUCAGCUGAUAAAUGUCAUCUUUCCCAUACCUCUUCAUGUCAUAGUAUAGCAUAACAUAACACUAUUACACGCUAUAAUGUGUGGUAGGGCGCAGUAGUUCUGUAUAUUUACAGUUAGCUGCUAGUAAAAUACACACAUUCUCUCUAUCUUUCUUUCAUUCAAGCCAUGAACAAUGCACGCUGGCAAUCCAAAACAGGCUUUUACCUGAUCAGCAGAUUGGGCUGAAAGGCAUAUGCGUAGAUUGGUUGCUUUAUGCAUCUAAUGUGUAGAAUGUGUUCUUUGUAGGGCUGAGUAGGAAUAAUAUUUACAUGCCAAAAACUCUUUGUUUUGAAUUAGACAAUGGUAAGAAUGAUGACAAGAAGCAGACAGAAACAAGCAUUUAGAGAAGGAGAACAGAGGUAUCUCUCUAGAGAGGAACGAGACUUAGAAAGAUCACGUUUUUUUUUAAAUGUCGCUCUGAAUGUAAAUACAACCCAAAAUAUUGUUAUUUAUCGAUGAGUUUGUUGGAUAAAAAUGUGUGUUUUAAGUUUACUUUAAAGUUGACUUAAAAAUACAUUUAAUUAGUGUUUUAUAACAACGAACCUAUGAAUGAAUACUUGUUUUGAAGGUGAUGAUGGUGAUUUGGCUGUUAAAACAAAUAUUCAAUAGUACAGAAAAAAAGGCAAAAAAUGUAUCUUCACACCAUUUCAUGUUACAAACGCUCUAAAUGAAAACUAAAAAUAUACACUUUACAUCACUACUAGUAGAAGUGCGCAUGUGAGAUUUGGUUCUGGUUGUCGAGAUUAAUCAGUAGCUAAUGUCAUUUUAAAAUAUACAGUAGAAUCAAAACCCACCUAUUGAAAGCAGAGGUUAAAAAGUAGGAUAAUGUUCCUCAUGUACAUCAAUGUUUUGUUUCCUGACUUUAAAGUGUCCCUUUGCAGUCCAGUGAGUAUCUGUUGAGAGUCUAUGUACUGUGUCUGAAAAUGCAAUUUAUUCCCUAUGUAGUGCACUAAUUAUGGGACUAGGUUGCCAUUUCAUACACUUUUUGUGCUGAGGCAGUGUGAUGAUGAGGCAAGGAGGGAUGCAGUGAGCUAGCUUGUGAUGAAGCACCACAGGGAGCAUAUGCAAUGUGCUGGCUCUGCUCUCACUGCUCACCCAGUCAAUCUAGCCUACAGCCUAUUCUGAGACAGACCCAGGUUCAAAUAAGAUCAUUUUUAUUUCAAAGAAGAGUUUGAUUGGGCCUGCCUGGAUCGCCGGAGACCAAGGUUUGCACUUUUGGGACUCCUCUAUUUGUUCCAUUGUGCCAGGCAAUCUCAAUCAAGCACAGCUUGAAGUAUUUGAGAAAGGGUGAAUACUAUUUGAACCCAGGUCUGACUGCAAGCCAAACCGUUACUGUUCAGUGCAUCCCCAGGGAGAUGGGACAGAGAAAGUGGGAUUGUCUCUGGCUUGGCAGAAAGACAGUGGGUCUGAACGAGAGGUUUGAGUGAGCCCAGCUCCCUGUAGUUUGCUGUUACAGACACACUCAGGACAAAAACAUUUCUUUUCAGAAAUCUAUUUUCAUAUGGGAAUGAGAAAAUGAAGUAAUAUGCCAGUUAUUCUAUCACGACUAUGGAUUGCGUCACAAAUGGCUCCCUAUAUAGUGCACUACUUAUGACCAGAGCCCUUUGUGUUCAGAUAAAUAACCAUAUGCCCUGGUCAAAAGUGCACUAUAUGGGGAGGGUGCCAAUAAGAGCUGCUAACCAUCUGUGUUUAUCAUGGUGUGAUUUCAGGACAAAUGUUUGCUUUGAAUGAGUGAACUACUGAACACACAGAUACUCACUCUACUGCCUGCCAGCCUGCCUGCCUAUAUAUCUAUCUGGCUCUGCUUCUUACGUGGUCAGUGAGGAGAUCGUCUAAGCCAGACUUAGCGCUAAGCGUUUGUUUUUUCCCCUCUGUUACUUUCCUUUCCUGUUUUUUAUACUUACAACAUAAAAGCAAAUAAAAAAAGUGAAUAAGAAUUGCAUAUAGAGGAGAAUGACAGCAACGGCUUAUUUUAGGACAUGACAUUCAUGGUUUUAUAUUUGUGAUGGAGGGACACUGUGCACACUAUGUAUUUCACUGCCUGAGGGGAGUCAGAGUGCCUCUGUGUGCUUUGUGUGGGGUGCAACACUAGUCAAAUGGAUUUGGGGGACUGGAAGGUACAGUAGUGAAUUCACACCCUGGUCCCAGAUCUGUUUGGGUUGUAUCGCAAACUCCUAUGGUUGUUAUCAUGCUAAAGUCGUAGGAGUUGGCAAGACAGUACAAACCGAUCUGGGACUGGGCUAGUGUGCUCGUGCCAUUGGUUGAGACUGAAGUGAAGUGGGUUGGGAUCACUGUAUGGAGGGGGUCUUGCACUGUAUGUUGUGGGCCCAAUGACAAUGUAACUAUCUGCAUUAUGAAUCAGCUACGUGUAACUAAAUAUGUGAUUGAUUAAAUAAAAAGAACUUGGAACAAUCUGAACCAAAAGAGGCA
Messenger RNA from Oncorhynchus nerka (sockeye salmon), 8419 nucleotides. Its product is annotated as neural cell adhesion molecule L1-like. The record is from RefSeq and is a predicted model, not a curated record. The transcript has 28 exons. Gene Ontology annotation, molecular function: cell-cell adhesion mediator activity. Gene Ontology annotation, cellular component: axon; plasma membrane. Gene Ontology annotation, biological process: axon guidance; cell-cell adhesion; brain development. NCBI's taxonomy places the organism in Eukaryota, Metazoa, Chordata, Actinopteri, Salmoniformes, Salmonidae. The coding region runs from base 513 to 4337 and encodes 1274 amino acids.